AUGGAAAUAGAAGAAAACUCAAACGAUACAUCGUUUAUUGAUAUGAAACGUACAGCUAUUGAUUCUUCUGGACACCUUGGUUUCUUUUAUGAUGCAUGCCGAGAUUGUCUAGUUGAACAGCAUAAUAUGAAUCACCAAGAAGAAUCAUAUAAAACGCAUAAAACAGUUAAAGGCGAGAUUAAAUAUGGUAAUGAUGAUAAACCUCAAAAUCUUUUACGACUCCUUUCUAUAGACGAACACUUAAUAUUGAGUAUCCUAUUAAGAUUAACACCAAGUACGGGAAAAGCUUCACUCAUUGAUUAUUCUCAUUUAUCCAACGAAUAUACUCGAUUAUUCUGUUAUUCUUAUAUAGAUCGUAUACAGAAACUACCAGACACUAUAAUAGAUAUCGAACGAUUAAUGAAUUCACCAAUAUUUUCAACUGCGGCAACUCAUAUUAUAACUGGUAUUGAAUGGGGACAUGAUUUAGUUGUCUUUCUACAGUUACCAGCUGACCAUCAUGUGGCAACACAGAUUGAUAAUGUACUUAACAAACUUCUUUCAUCUUUACUUUAUGAGAAUAAUAUUUCUUCACUAACUCAAUAUGAAGAAAGUCUUUUAGAAAAUAUUGUUCACACAAAAGUUUACACUAAUUCAUCUGAAUUAAACAAUUUGAAUAAAGUACGUGAUGUCUGUCAGUAUAUAAAAGAAAACAUAAACAACAUUAGAGUAUAUCCGAUAAAAUAUAUUCUUCGACCCAUCAAAUAUUUCUAUCCACAAUAUAAUGGAGAAUGUGUGAAAUUCACUCUUCUAUCUCGAGAACUCAAUGGAUAUAUCGAAGAUUACGUCCUUCAAUUAAUAAUUCAAAUGAAACAAUUAGAAAAAACUAUUGUAGAAGAUAUGCCGAAGUUCUUAUGUGAACAUUUGAAACAACAACAAAAUAAUAUCCAAAUACAAUGGCUCAAUUUGAAAGAAAAAAUUAGAAAAGAAUUCGAACGACUUUCCAAUUUAGUUAUCCAAAUUCGUAAUGGCCAAGCUGAAAACCUAAUCAUCGAGCAAAUAUUUAACAAUAACGAACAAAUGAUGAUGAACAAUCAUGUUAACGAUUUAAUGAAAAAUCUUAAAAAUCUCGAAGAAAAAGAAAAUUUUAUCAGAUAUUUAAUUCAACAAAAUUUUCAAUACUUGAAUAUCACCGAGUAUAAUAUCAAUCAAACAGAUAAUGAAAAAUCUAUUCAACAUAAACUCGUUCAAAAUGAUCAACAUCAUCGAAUUCUCACAA
Messenger RNA from Rotaria sp. Silwood2, 1258 nucleotides. The record is from the annotation of a GenBank genome assembly. Lineage: Eukaryota; Metazoa; Rotifera; Eurotatoria; Philodinida; Philodinidae.